This is a messenger RNA of Aphanomyces astaci, 255 nucleotides long. RefSeq lists its product as hypothetical. The record is from RefSeq and is a predicted model, not a curated record. Bases 1 to 255 code for a protein of 84 amino acids. The transcript is spliced from 2 exons. Lineage: Eukaryota; Oomycota; Saprolegniomycetes; Saprolegniales; Verrucalvaceae.
AUGGAGCUCGACACCCCCUACACGUCCCAAGGAGGUCGCCGACAUGUGUAUCCAAUGCCGUUAAAGAAACGAGAUGACCUCUCGGUCUCGUACAGCGUGGUGCGCAACUGGAAACACGUUUCAGAGAAGAUCGAUAAAUUCGAGGGCAACAACAGUCGACCAACUUGCGCGGACCAGGCCGCCCGCCAGUACAACCCGAGCCCGACGCCCUUUUGCAAUUCAUGGAUGCCCGUCGUCACCAAUAACACGACCUAA